AUGUACUACAAGACUCUUUCUCUGCUCCUCCUCUCGGCUUCUGCUAUGGCUGCCCCUCAGGAGGGCAACAUCGACUCCGACAUCAUCGCUGACCUCGGCUCGCUUGCCUCUCAAACCGACAUCCUCUCUUCAAUCCCCACCGGCAUCGACAUCCCUGACGUCCCCAGCUCCGUCGUCGAGGUCCUCGCUACCGCCAUCCCCAGCACCUGGCUUCAGAACAUCCUGACCAACUCCGCUGCCCAGACUUCUGUCCUCAACGACAUCGAGAGCAGCAAGUAUCCAGACUGGUGGUCCAGUGUCCCCACCGGCGUCCAGAGCUACCUCUGGGACCUCGACAGCAGCCUUAGCGUCUCUGCCACCCCCACCUCCGGCUCGACUGUUACCUCCACCGGUAGCAGCGCUACUACCACCUCUACCUCUACUUCGGACUCUGACGACGACGACAGCUCUGACGACUCCUCGUCGUCUUCGUCCUCGUCGAGCUCUGGCGCUGCUGCCAGCGACACCUCGGAGGGUGCUGCUCCCGCUCAGACCGGCAUGGCUGCCACCGUUGCUGGCGCCGCUGGUAUCCUUGGUCUCGCCCUCGCUCUGUAA
Molecule: messenger RNA, 594 nt
Organism: Aspergillus ruber CBS 135680
Lineage: Eukaryota; Fungi; Ascomycota; Eurotiomycetes; Eurotiales; Aspergillaceae
Exons: 2
Coding region: 1-594 (197 amino acids)
Source: RefSeq, a predicted model, not a curated record